CUCAUAUUUAAUGUUCUUACUUUGCUACAACUUGUAUAUCAAUUAAAAACGCUUGAUGUAUACCGCGUCAAGCGAUAAUGGGAUUUAUGCCGUAUGUGGCAGAUGUGUGCUUGGUAACACUUGCAGCUAUUAUAAAAUGGACAUCUGCUCUUCAAUGUUACGACUGCCAAAAUGUGACCGAUGUGAACGCAUGCAACAAAACGGUCACUUGCGCUUCUAAUGAGGCAUGCUUCAUGGGUUCAACUUUGCUGACUAAUAUUGAACGGACGUACACUUUAACGUGCAAAGAUAAUAUUCAUUGUAACCCACUGGGUCCGUCAAGUGCUUUGGUUGGACGAUCUGUUGCAAAUGAUGAAUCGUCGUCUAUCAAACGUGAUGUAGCCUGCCACGAAUGUUGCGCCACACCCCUAUGCAACAAGGCUCUGUGUAACCAUCCGAGGCCGGCAACCUGUACUGACGACCAAUCUGUGGACUGUGCCAAGAUUCACUCCCUAUUCAAUGUUUGUGCUGACAUUCAGAAGGCUAAGUUGGUUUGUCCAAAGUUCUGCAACCUCUGCAACGUAGUUGAUGGAAAUUGGAACUGGUGGUCAUCAUGGAGUAGAUGUGACGUCACGUGUGCAAAUGGAACACAAACACGUCAUCGCACUUGCACUGAUCCUGCGCCUCAAAACGGCGGUCUGGAUUGUUUUGGAAUAGGAACCGAAAGUCAAAUGUGCAUACUAGAUCGUUGCCCGGUCCACGGUGGCUGGAGCCUUUGGUCACCAUGGGGAUCGUGCUCAGUCACGUGCGAUGUUGGCAUGCAGAGACGUGACAGGUCAUGUUCUAAUCCAUAUCCGUCAAAAGAUGGUGACCACUGUUAUGGAGAUUCCAGAGAUGACCAGAUUUGCUACGAGCCUGGAUGCACAAAUGGUGGGUGGUCGGCAUGGGAAAACUGGAGUUCUUGUACAGCAACGUGUGGAGGAGGUUUAAGAACAAGAGAUCGGAUGUGUAACAAUCCAUUUCCGUCAUAUCUUGGGCGUUAUUGCGAUGGUCCAUCGCAGAACAUUGACCUAUGCAACAAUGUUCCUUGUACAGGCACCGAUAUUCAAUUUGUUGUGGGCACACCAGUCAUGACACACUGCAGCGGAUUAAGAACAUGUGAGGUCGCAUUUGAUACAUUCAUAUCGCGUGCAAAUCCACAGUUUAAUCUUCAAACGGCAACAUUCACGGCUUCGAAGACUGGAACAUACUGGUUUGAGUGGAAUUUAAUAGCAGGAACCAAUUACCCAGACUGCUAUGUAUAUAAAAAUGAUAAUCAAAUCGCCAAGAUAGUACUCGACUCUAACCACACUCACGUGACAUAUGCUAAUCAGGUGCAGUUGAUGAUGAAUGAUUACGUCCGCUUAAAAAUGUGUGAUGUGAGCUGGUUUUUCGACCCAAACUUACAUUACAGUUCAACAUUUACAGGAAUCCUCAUAAGCUAACCAUUAAACUAUUAAAUAAAUGGUAGUUUUUUUUAUAUAUAUGGUAUCUUAGAACAUUAUAUACACAUAUAUUUCUUAAGUAUGUGAUCGUAACAUUGAAUUUAUAAAAUGUUGUCCUUUGAUUGCCUGUUUCCAAUGAAUCGAAUGUAGCAUUUAUACAAGCAUUGAAAUGUACAUAAAAGCAAAUGAAAUACGAAGUGGUAUUGCAGUCUUUGCUGACGAUACGUACUUUC
Messenger RNA from Dreissena polymorpha, 1696 nucleotides. Its product is annotated as thrombospondin-2-like. Gene Ontology annotation, molecular function: protein binding. The transcript has 10 exons. Lineage: Eukaryota; Metazoa; Mollusca; Bivalvia; Myida; Dreissenidae. The record is from RefSeq and is a predicted model, not a curated record. The coding region runs from base 78 to 1463 and encodes 461 amino acids.